Messenger RNA from Eutrema salsugineum, 1382 nucleotides. RefSeq names its product cyclin-dependent kinase B2-2. Gene Ontology annotation, biological process: regulation of G2/M transition of mitotic cell cycle; regulation of gene expression; protein phosphorylation. The coding region runs from base 122 to 1066 and encodes 314 amino acids. The record is from RefSeq and is a predicted model, not a curated record. Gene Ontology annotation, cellular component: cytoplasm; nucleus; cyclin-dependent protein kinase holoenzyme complex. Lineage: Eukaryota; Viridiplantae; Streptophyta; Magnoliopsida; Brassicales; Brassicaceae. The transcript is spliced from 8 exons. Gene Ontology annotation, molecular function: cyclin-dependent protein serine/threonine kinase activity; cyclin binding; ATP binding.
UAUUCGCCUCUUCUCUCUUCUUCCCCUUUAACAACAACAUCUGAGAAUCUGUGAUUAGCAAAGAAAGAAGACUUUUCUUGAUAGAUAUAGAUUGAGAGGAGGAAAACAAAAUAAAGACGAUAUGGACAAUGGAGGCAAACCUGCUGUGUCCGCCAUGGAAGCCUUCGAGAAGCUUGAGAAAGUCGGUGAAGGGACUUACGGGAAAGUUUACAGAGCAAGAGAGAAGGCUACUGGGAUGAUUGUCGCUUUGAAGAAGACGCGUCUCCAUGAGGACGAAGAAGGCGUUCCUCCCACCACUCUUCGCGAGAUCUCCAUCUUACGCAUGCUCGCUCGCGAUCCCCACAUCGUUAGGUUGAUGGACGUUAAGCAAGGAGUGAACAAAGAAGGCAAAACCGUACUCUACCUGGUUUUCGAGUACGUUGACACUGAUCUCAAGAAGUUCAUCAGAAGCUUUAAGCAAGCUGGACAGAACAUUCCUCAGAAUACCGUCAAGUGCUUGAUGUACCAACUAUGCAAAGGCAUGGCUUUCUGCCAUGGCCAUGGAGUGUUGCACAGGGAUCUCAAACCUCACAAUCUCUUGAUGGACCGGAAGACAAUGACGCUCAAAAUAGCAGAUCUUGGAUUAGCCAGAGCUUUCACUCUCCCAAUGAAAAAGUACACACAUGAGAUACUAACGCUGUGGUAUAGAGCUCCAGAAGUCCUGCUUGGAGCAACCCAUUACUCAACUGCAGUGGAUAUGUGGUCUGUUGGCUGCAUUUUUGCCGAACUAGUGACCAAGCAAGCAAUCUUUGCUGGAGACUCUGAGCUCCAACAGCUGCUCCGUAUUUUCAGGUUGCUGGGAACACCAAACGAAGAAGUCUGGCCAGGAGUGAGCACACUCAAGGACUGGCACGAAUACCCACAAUGGAAACCGUUGAGUCUCUCAACAGCUGUUCCAAACCUCGACGAGGCCGGACUUGAUCUCUUAUCUAAAAUGCUGGUGUACGAGCCAGCGAAAAGAAUCUCUGCAAAGAAGGCCAUGGAGCAUCCUUACUUCGAUGACCUACCUGACAAGUCCUCUCUCUGAGAAGCUCUCGAUAUGGCCACAAUUAUAAAAUUGGUUCGUAGCAUAGAUGGUCAAGUAUGAAAACUCUAGUUCGAAUGUGUUUAAUGCUCAUUUUCUCUUGUUUUUCUUUUUUUAAAGACCUCAACAUAGUAGAGGAGACUUAUCAUUUUCUCUUUGAUGUAAGAAAAAAAAAAAAAAUCUUCCCUUUAGGCAUUAACCAAACAUUUGUUUUUUGCCCACAUAGAUUUUAAUCAUUGAUUCGCUCAGAACUUUAUCUCUGGAUUGUAAAACGUUACUUGUAUAACCUCCAACUUAAGAAAUUCAUCAAUUGCUCUAA